Molecule: messenger RNA, 1855 nt
Organism: Vitis riparia (riverbank grape)
Lineage: Eukaryota; Viridiplantae; Streptophyta; Magnoliopsida; Vitales; Vitaceae
Product: protein Brevis radix-like 2
Exons: 5
Coding region: 423-1538 (371 amino acids)
Source: RefSeq, a predicted model, not a curated record
CCGCUACACCCCAUCCCCUACAUCCCCCCUACCACAGCUCCUCACCAACCCCCCACCACCCCCGUUUUAUACUCUAAACAGCCAGCCAUGAAGUAGUAGUAGUAGUCUCUGUAAGGGGGGAGAAUCAAAUCAAGGAUCAAGGGGAGAGUAAGCAAAGUGCGGGGGGGAGAGAGUGAGUGUUCCACACUCAUUCUGCCUGGCACUCACUCACUUCCCACACAAACAUAUAUAAUAAAUAUUCAUCACUUGGCAUCCCACUUGACUUGAUCCCAAUACCACCACUAGCCGCAUCUGGACUUUCGUCUACCCCUUGAGUGCAAAUGGGUCAAGAAUUUUACUGUUAGAAAUUCCAUGUGAAGUGAUUUCUUUUUGUGGGUUCUUGUGAUUAUUCAGUUUUGAGGUGGAGAAGUGGAGGGCUGGAGAUGUUGACGUGCAUAGCUUGUUCCAAGCAGGUGAAUGGUAGAUCUCUCCAUGAACAGGAGGAGGGAGAGGGAGAGGCUGUUGCAACUCCAAGCACCAAGCACGCCAUCAAGGCCCUUACUGCUCAGAUCAAGGACAUGGCGUUGAAGGCUUCCGGGGCGUACAGAAACUGCAAGCCUUGUUCUGGGUCAUCGGGGCAAAACCAGGACCGGAACUAUGCCGAUUCCGAGUCCGCGUCGGACUCGGCGAGGUUCCAUUGCUCGUACCGGAGAACUGGCAGCUCGAGCUCCACGCCCAGGCUGUUGGGGAAGGAAAUGGAGGCGAGAUCGAAGCGGCUUUCUAGCGGAGAAGGCACGCCGGCCUCGGUCAGCGGCCGGGCGGAGUCGGUUGUGUUUAUGGAGGAAGAUGAGCCUAAGGAGUGGAUUGCCCAAGUGGAGCCUGGUGUCCUCAUCACUUUUGUUUCCAUGCCUCAGGGUGGAAACGAUCUCAAGCGGAUUCGAUUCAGUCGUGAGAUCUUUAACAAAUGGCAAGCCCAAAGGUGGUGGGCAGAGAACUAUGACAAAGUCAUGGAAUUAUACAAUGUUCAGAGGUUCAACCGCCAAGCUGUCCCCCUUCCAACACCGCCAAGAUCUGAAGAUGAGAGCUCGAGGAUGGAAUCUAUACAGAACAGCCCUGUGACACCGCCACUGAGCAAAGAACGCUUACCCCGCAACUUCCACCACCGCCCAACAGGAAUGGGUUACUCUUCAUCCGAUUCACUUGACCACCACCCUUUACAAUCCCGACAUUACUAUGACUCGGCUGGCCUUGCUUCAACACCAAAACUCUCCAGCAUCAGCGGGGCAAAGACCGAGACAUCAUCAAUGGAUGCUUCGGUAAGGACUAGUUCAUCGAGAGAGGCAGACCGCUCAGGAGAGCUCUCCAUAAGCAACGCCAGUGAUAUGGAGACUGAAUGGGUUGAGCAGGACGAGCCAGGAGUCUACAUCACCAUCAGAGCAUUGCCAGAUGGCACUCGGGAGCUCAGACGUGUCCGAUUCAGCCGAGAAAGGUUUGGGGAAAUGCACGCGAGGCUGUGGUGGGAAGAGAACCGAGCCAGGAUACAAGAACAAUACUUGUGAUUUAGCAGAGCUACUACAGGAAGAAGAAGAUGAUGGCACCUGGAAAUUGUAUCUCCUCCUCCUCCCUCUCCUCUUAUCAUACUGUGUUGUUAUGUAUUUCUAUGUGCCAGGGUACAAACAGCAGCAUUGAUAGAAGUUGUCAUAUACCCACAGUGUCAUUGGGACUCAACAUGUGAAUUCUGGGCUUUGUUCCUUUAUUGUUCUUAGGUGGACUUUGUUCAUUACUGCUGGGUGCUUUAGGGUUUGGUGAUUGGUUGCAGAAGUUGAAUAUGAUGGUAAAAUGUUAAUCAUAGUAAUAAAAUAUAAUUUACAGUAAA